This is a messenger RNA of Ilex paraguariensis (yerba mate), 282 nucleotides long. The record is from the annotation of a GenBank genome assembly. Lineage: Eukaryota; Viridiplantae; Streptophyta; Magnoliopsida; Aquifoliales; Aquifoliaceae.
AUGAAGCAAUAUAAGGGCAUGAAGAAAGCUAUCUACGAUUGCAUGGCCAUUUUGGAGAAAAAUGAAAAUCUUGAUGUCGUCCAAGCUUUGCGAAAAGGAGCCAAGAUCUUGGGUAAUGCCAGAGGCGUUGAAGACGAAGCAAAAGAAGGAGGAGAUGCCAUAGGCGAUGCACUGGGCAACACCCCUGGCACUGACGACUCAUUGGGUUAUGCCCUAGGCAUUACCAAUGCCUUGGAUCAUGUGGAAAAAGACAACAACAAUGCAGGGAAUGACGCCUCAUAA